AUGAACGCCUGUUUGCUCUCUCUGCUGUGCCUCCUGGGUGCCUUGGUUGUCCUGGCAGAGGGGGUCACUGUGCAGGAUGGGGACCUCUCCUUUCCUCUGGAGUCAGUCAAACAGCUUAAGGACCUCCAAGAGGAACCAAAGGUCCGGCUGGUGAGUCACAAGAGGCUUGCCGCCAGGCUUGCUCAGCCUGUGACACCAUCUCUGUGCAGUCACUCUGCCUUUCCAGAAGCUCUGAAGCCCCUCUGCCAGAAACCCAACGCUGAGGAGAUCCUGCGGAGGCUGAAGGCCAUUGCUCAGGACCCAAACACAUGUGAGAUCUGUGCCUAUGCUGCCUGCACCGGAUGCUAGGAUGACUUGUCUGCUCGGCCAGCGAGGAA
This is a messenger RNA of Chionomys nivalis (European snow vole), 377 nucleotides long. It is a transcript of the gene Guca2a, whose product is annotated as guanylate cyclase activator 2A. The transcript has 3 exons. Lineage: Eukaryota; Metazoa; Chordata; Mammalia; Rodentia; Cricetidae. The record is from RefSeq and is a predicted model, not a curated record. Bases 1 to 348 code for a protein of 115 amino acids. Gene Ontology annotation, molecular function: guanylate cyclase activator activity. Gene Ontology annotation, cellular component: extracellular region.